Messenger RNA from Podarcis muralis (Common wall lizard), 945 nucleotides. RefSeq names its product leucine rich single-pass membrane protein 1 (gene LSMEM1). NCBI's taxonomy places the organism in Eukaryota, Metazoa, Chordata, Lepidosauria, Squamata, Lacertidae. The record is from RefSeq and is a predicted model, not a curated record.
AUAGCAUACAGUAUGUUUUCUACUUGAACAAAAUACCAGAAUUCUUCUGAAAUGAUUUAGAAUUAGACUCUGGAGAAUUAUUCUGAAUUCUGGACAUGGUUAAAGAUGUGUGAUGGAGAGUUCUUCCGUGGAAAGUGACUUACAAAACUUUCAUAAAGAAAGGAAGCUUUAUGCAGUUGAUUCUUUGAACAACUUAAAUGAACAAAAUCUUUGUGCAGAUCGAUAUCGGCACGCCGUCUGGGAAGAGAACUUACACAGUCGGAGGUGUUUGACAAUUCAAAACAGCAUGAGAUGCCAAAGCUGGUUCUUUGUCACAUUGAUCAUUACUUUAAUUGUCAGCUUGGCACUAGUUUCUUUUGUAAUAAUCUUAAUAGUUCACACUGGAGACAAGAUGGAUGAAGUGUCAAGAAAAAUCGUGCUAGAAAAGAAGAGCAUUGAUGACCUUAAGGAAUUAAACGACAUGAUUUUGCAAUACCUUAAUCAGACAGAAUGGAUGGGGAGUAUAGGAAACUUCAGCACAAAGCAAGCGAGGGAACCAGCUCCAGGCUAUUGACUAAGGGAAUACUGAGCAGCUGGAAGGAUCAGGAGAGUGUGUCAUUUUUGCAAUAAAAUCCACUCUCAUUAUACUUACCUAAUUCCUGACAUCUGUGCAACAAAGCUUUUUAUCAAUCAUUCUGUAGGCUCCAUAACUCUUAAUAGUGAACUUUAAAAAGCCUGCUAAGCAUUUAUUUCUAGAACUAUGGUGCAUAGGUUCCUGCUCAUUCCUUUGGUUAUUUAUAUGGAUGAACUUACUUAAAAUACGUCUGAUUUUGAGGUGAUGCAUCUAGAUCCCACACCUACAGACACUUGCAGAUGGCGCAACAUCCUGUAUUGUGGUUCCCAUUUCUUGUUCAGUAUAAACAUAGAAAUUAGCAUCUGCUUUCUCUAAAGUUGCAUAUGUUUAUA